UACGGAUUGCACAAUUCGUCUCACAAUUAAUUUAUGAUCCAAAGCGAUUCCGCAACGGUCACCGCGCUGUAUAUUCUAAAAAUCCGUCCAAGGCUACUUCGUGGAGACUGAAGCAAGGCCGUAUAGACUGAAGAGGCUCAAGCAAGUAAACAAAAGCAGGGAAGAUCGUUGUGCUACCAUAUUAAGUUUCCUUCGUCAAAGAGAUUAUUUUUUACUACUAAUUUCAACAAACAGGCCUUUCAAACUUCUGUUUCUGCAUGAAUCGGUUUAUUCUUCUUAAAGAAUGAAUAUUCAAUAUGGGGAAAAACAUGUGAAUCAACUAAUUCAGCUGCAAAGAAUAUUUAAGUGGAAGAUAAAAUACGGGUAUGUGGAAGGGAUACUUCAAUUUGGUACUGUUUCAUAUACUGCGCUUUUCAGACAACUUUUUUUUGCCUCGGGCGCCAAGCAUUAUUUUCACGGUGACUAUAAAUAUUUGAUUGUUUUGAGCCGACAACAUAGCGGAGUAAAUAGUUGAUGAUAGGGGUAUGGAUGUUGCGUUGUACGGUAAUAUCGAGACCGUAUAUAGGGUAAUAUUCUGAAAUGCAAGCAAUGGAAGCGAAAGGGCUUGCAAGACAAAGUGAAGUGCCAGGAGAUGGAGACCAGGAAGUUAAUUCAACUACAAUGUCAAAUCUUCUCAUGGUUCUUCAGUCUGAAGAAGUUGAUCUUUUGGACAAAGUUUUAUUAGAAAUGCUGGUUGAAGAUAUCAAGGAGUUGCUUCAUCAAGCUGAGGCUCAUGUGCAGUUUGAGGACACUUGGGCAACUUUGGAGAGGUGGAAGCUCCAUGCCUUUCUGGUCUCCAGUCUAGGGUCACUGCCACGGAUGAUAGCAAGUGCAGAUGUCACAGUUCCGUACCACCACAAGUUUGCAUUGAAUGUGCUGGCUUCAUUGGUGCCACAUGAGAAUGUGUUUGUUCACCUGCAAGCUGAACAUAAAGAGGUGCUCUCUGCUCUGGUACAGUCCUGUGAGGCCCUGAAUGUCAGCGCGGCCUUGUGCCUGCCACUGGCGGCUGUCAUCUCAGCCUGUCUGGAGCACAAAGCAGGCAGACAAUGGGCCGAUCAGACAGGUGUUUGGUCGAUGCUGAUAUCGGCGGUGCUGUCAUCUGGUGGCGGCCGGUACAAACCCUCACUGCACCGACUGCUGAUUGGUCGCCUGGCGCGGCUGUGGGCGGGGCCCGCUGCAGAGGUGAAGGGUCCUCUGGAGGCGCUCACCAGGUUCCUGGUGAUACCGUCCCGGCGACUGAUGCAGCCUGUGGAGAGGGACUGUCCGCCGGCCUGGCUGAGCUGCUGUGAGGUGCUACUGCGGCUGGUUCAGCACCUGCUCAGACAGCCGGACUGUCGCGCCCUGACUCAGACGGACCACCAUAGGCGGCUCAUAUUGACCCUCAAACAGCAGGUGGCACCACCGAUGGAAGUAUCGCCGUCCCCGUUCAUCCCCGCUCAGCUGUUUGUCGGCCUGCACCUGCUCGACCAAUCAGCGUCCGAGGAAUCUGUGAAGACAGCGGUACAGAGGGCGUGCAAAGCGCUCAGCCGUCAGGCCGAGAGAAAAGAUGCGCUCCGUAACGUCACCUCCUUGGUCCUGGAUGCCUGCCUGUUGGGCGGUACCAGGUGCUGCCACCUAUCGGCAAUAGCUGCAGCUCCAGUGUGGUCGGUCCUCCACAGAUGGCGGGCGUUGAAACUGACCCCCACGGAGACGGACAUCGCUGGAGAAAACAGGAAAACAGUCGAGGAGUUUGUGGCCGGUGACAGCCAUCUGGCGGAGGUUCUGGGAACCUCUAGUACCAGCAUAGCUCCGCUGGAAGGCGGUGACGCUGACCCUGAUCUGACGAGUGACCUUGACCUCUUGAGGAAGGUGUUCGUGGGCCGAGCGGACCGUCCGACAGUAUCACCUCUGGAGCACUCUGCUCUUUGUCAGCUGAUCCAGCCCUGGGUGCUGCUGCUGAAACACGGCGUGGUGCGGUCACCUCGCACUCAGGCUGACGUCUUAUCACUGAUGGCCAACCUGUGUGGACCGGCUGACGUCACACCGCGUCACUGCGGAGACGGUGAUGUGACGUCACUGACGGGACUGGAUGACGUCAUUGUCAGCGUGCUGGAGAGCCCGGACCUCACUGAGAGGGUGGCAGUGUGCGCUGUGCAGUGCCUCACCCGCUGCUGUCGUCUUCUACCUUCCUCCCACGGCUCUGGACCCCUGUGGGACCGUCUGGCUGGACUUCUCAGCACGCGUCUUACCAAACCCACUGGGGAAGACUCCAUGGACGCUGCCGGGGAGGCGGUGCUCGCGCUGGUUCGAACAGCCAAUCAGAGGGCAGGUUACAGCCAACCGACCAAUCACAGCGAGGAUGACAGACAAGCAACCAAUGGCGACAGCGCACCACCUCAGCCGGCCAUUGGGGAGGAAGAGUGUUCGCUGAGCGGAUGGCUGUCGACCAAUCGGCUGGCUUCUGUGACUGUGACGUCACUGAUAGGGGCGGGGCCUGGCGGCCGGCGCGUCGCCCAUUGGCUGAUCGAAGAGGCGACCGGCGGGGUCUGGAGAGACAUUGAGGAAAACGUCGACCUCAGUCGGCUCCUGGCCAGCUGCUCGGACGGUGACGUUGUUCUGGACACGGCUCCCCUGCUCUACCUACUCCGUCGGCUCUCUCCGGGCCCGGGCGGGGCGCGUCGCCCCCUGCCACCCGCUCUAUGGAGGGACUGCCUGCCCCUGCUGCAGACGGCACUAUGUUCGGGGGAGUUGGCUGUCGCUGCUGCUGCUCAGAUGGUGUACCGCGCCGCUGUGGACUGUGAUCUCGCCUCCGGCUCUCCCGUCUCUGCCUCUACCGCCGUCAGCUGGCUAAGAGACGGUGCCGGCCGCUCUCUGCUCUCUCUCGCCUCCCGCACUCUGCCCGGCUCGGACCAGUCCAGCGCAGACUCCAACCUCGGCAAUGGGGAGACUGGGAUUAGUGAUGAUGAACGCACCUCGGCCAGGGCGCUUUUGAGGAGGGUCGUACGGCUGCUUUCUGGAGAGAAGCUACCAGCUGGGCCUGAGGCCCCUGCUGCUGCUGUCAUUGCUGCUGAAGGAGCUGAGCGGGAUGCAGGUAGAAGUGUUGAUCAAGAUGCUGGAUGUAAAGGAGCUGACGUUGGAUCUCAUGCCGAAGAUGCUGCUACCCACGGUAGUGGUAAAACAAGCGCUGGGAACAUCGGAAAAGACGUGACGCGGAUUCUGGUUGGGACGCAUGAUGACCUCACGAAGACUACGGAUGACGUCACUAUGACUGUCGGUGACGUCACGAUAUGUGAUAGGCUGGAGCCAGGCGCUCUAGAGGAAGUAAGAAGGCUGUGUAUGGAGGUGGCAAAGGGUGAUACCGGGGACGAAGGCCGACCACGUGACUCUGAUGCGAGACUGGAUGCGGUGUCACGUGAUGCGGUGAUAAGCAGUGUAUUGGCUCAGAGUACUGAGGAGUUUUUCGGUGGACGUGUGGGCGGGGGCGGGGGCGGCAAGGCUCAACUCCGCUGCCGCCCAGAAGUUGGGAUAGCACUGUCUGAGUUCCUAACCGCUGCUUCCGCGGUGGAGGCGACGGGCAGUGGCGAUUCAGCGACGGUGGCGUCCUCUGUAUCGGCGACCGCAGCGCCACCUGUGCCAGCCUCGGAGUGGAUAGAAGCUCUGGUUGGCCGAAUGACCGCCAGGGUGCAGGAAGUUUUCCGAUGUGCGACAAUGGAUCGGAAGAUUGACAUCCCAACUGACUGUUACUGAGGAGAAGACUCGGGUCAAAAGUCAGGUCAGUCAACUCUUGUUGUGCGACAGCUUAGUAGUAGCUAGUCUGCUUGCAUUUCGCUGCUAUCGCUGCCUCUUGGCUGGUAGUGUCGUGAAUGCAUGCCUGACAUCAGCCUUCGCCGUUUUCCCGAUCUUUGGGUACCAUGUUUUUGAUAACCGUUCAAAUGAUUUAAGGUACAAAUAAAUGCUGGUUUGUAUACAUUAGCUCUAUCUGGCUGCAAACUUUUCAAUCACAGGACGGAAGCUUCUAGUGUAGUUGAAGUAGUUGGUCAAAUGUGAUCGAAAAUCGAAUUGAGUCACGGCUGAGAUAAGGUCAUGUUUAAUGCUGAAAAUAACGUCUCCAUCAUGAAGUUAUGGACAAGUUUGAUUGCAUCACAACAUGUCUGAAACGCUACG
This is a messenger RNA of Amphibalanus amphitrite, 4182 nucleotides long. RefSeq lists its product as uncharacterized. The coding region runs from base 580 to 3765 and encodes 1061 amino acids. The record is from RefSeq and is a predicted model, not a curated record. Lineage: Eukaryota; Metazoa; Arthropoda; Thecostraca; Balanomorpha; Balanidae. The transcript has 13 exons.